AUGCCCUCUGCUCCGGGAGGCGAGGCUCAGGAGCAAGAGCACUCAAAAACCCAGUCAUGGUGUCAUGUCCAUCUUUCUUCAACAGAUACUCUUCUUGAAAUUUUGGAACAGCUAGAAUCAGAGCCGCGACGGGGAUACCCUGCGGAAGGGCUGGGGGGAUCAUCUUUGUGUUUCAACACAGAAAUACAUCUGCUGGAAGGAGAUGUCUCGGAUUAUACAGGCGGAAACGACAUAUAUCCGUGCCCUGGGAUGGUCGAUAUCCAGCUAUGCAUCUCCCCAGAUCAAUUCGUUUGUAGGUGUCGGGCUUCGUCGAUGACGGGGACAGCCGCCCAAAGCUUAUGUGAAACAUUCAGAAAGACUGUUGCAAGUGUCUUGGCCAACCCACGACAAACCGUUCCAGGCUUGGACAUGCUCUGUAGUUAUGACAGAUCCAGAAUCGAGCGUUGGAAUAAAAUUGAUCCGUGGAAUCAAACCGUAAAAGGAUGCAUUCAUGACCUGAUACAGAUACAGGUCUCGUGUCAGCCAGAGAGCCUUGCUGCUGAUGGUUGGGAUGGACCCAUGACAUUCCGCGAGCUGUGGGAUCGAUCUUCACGAUUAUCCUACUACUUCCACGAUCUUGGAGUCAAACAAGGGAUAAUGGUACUGUUCAGCAUGGGCCUAUCCAAAUGGGCAAUUGUUGCCAUGCUGGCUAUUCUUCGCACCGGCGCUGUCUGUGUUCCGAUCGACUUGCUGGACCCAACGCCUUAUAUUCGGGUUAUAGAGGCAAAACUCGUUUUUGCUGACCAGUCGCAAGUGGAGCAGCUCCUUGGCAAAGUCGAGUAUAUACUUACAGACUUACAGGGUUUCGUGGACCUGCUCGGCCCAACGCCUGACAUUUACGAACCACAAGUGUCCCCUCAAGACCCGGCCUUUGUCAUGUUUACAUCUGGCAUCACUUCCACACCAAAGCCUGUAAUCCUAGGCCAUGAAGCCAUAUGUACCAACAUUCUCCACCUUGCAGAAACCCUGGAAAUUAACGACAAAUCGCGGAUUUUUCAAUGUUCAUCGCUUACAUCCAAUGUAAGUAUCUUUGACAUUUUCGGCACAAUCGUCAAAGGCGGAUGCGUAUGUUAUGCCACAGAACAUGAUAGGGACACAGAUCUACCACGCGCGAUCUCCGCUACCCGAGCCACACACGUCCUCCUUACCCCUGCCCUCUUACGUGAACUGACUCCAGAUACCGUCCGUAGCCUGGAAGUUAUAUCUGUCAUCAGCGACGGCCUCGCGAUAAGCGAUUUGCUGAGGUGGCAGGACCACGUCAGUUUAGUCCAUCUCUACGGCAACACGGAAUGCACCAUCUGCUGCACAGCGACAGACACGCGCCACCAGGAACGAUUAAAAUACCACGGUCGGCUCAACAUCGGCCGCCCGAUAGGUUGCAGAACAUGGAUCGCCGAGCCGAGCAAUGUUCAUCACAAUCUUGUCCCAAUUGGCGGAGUUGGCGAGCUGCUGAUUGAGGGCACGAUCCUAGCUCACGGCUACUACGUAUCAGAAGCGGCAGAAGAGGGAGGAGGCAAUGGAGGAAAUGAAAAUAUGAUGACGCAGCCAUUUAUCGUUGAUCCUGAAUGGCUUUCGAAAUUUCCGAAUAUAGCGCCCCCUGGGAGGAAGGUUCGGAUGUACAGAACGGGGGACCUGGUGCGGUAUGAAUCCGAUGGGUCCAUUAAGUUUAUGCGGCGGAUGGAGAUGUAA
This is a messenger RNA of Histoplasma capsulatum G186AR, 1728 nucleotides long. RefSeq lists its product as uncharacterized. The coding region runs from base 1 to 1728 and encodes 575 amino acids. Gene Ontology annotation, cellular component: cytoplasm. NCBI's taxonomy places the organism in Eukaryota, Fungi, Ascomycota, Eurotiomycetes, Onygenales, Ajellomycetaceae. The transcript is spliced from 2 exons. Gene Ontology annotation, biological process: secondary metabolite biosynthetic process; amino acid activation for nonribosomal peptide biosynthetic process. Gene Ontology annotation, molecular function: phosphopantetheine binding. The record is from RefSeq and is a predicted model, not a curated record.